ACUGUCAUCUUCCCUCCAAUUUUUUUAUUUCUCAUAUUCUCUGUCUCUCUGUCUCUCUGUCUCGCAGCUUUUUGGUUUCCUUCUAGAUGGAGAGAACCAGAGAUUGUCUUCUUCAAGCUUUUCCCUUUAGUCUAAAGCAACUUCUACCUUGGGUCCCUCCAUUUCUUUUGAAAAAAAAAAUUUAUUUCCUCAUUAUUUUAAUUUAUUCAAAAUAAUUUUUUCUAACUGUAAAGCUUUGUGCACCAGCUUUCUUUUUAUUCUUCUUCUUCGUCUGUGAUCGACACGAGAAAGAAAGAAAGAAAGAAAGAAAGAAAGAAAGAAAAAAAUCCUAGAAGAAGAAGAUGCCUGCGAGGAGGGUCUUCAGUCCAAAUCCCACCCCAACCCCUGAAACAAUCCUCAGAGCCAAGGGAUUUUUACUUGCUAUUACCAUCUCAUCUGCUGUUCUUCUCCUUCUUGGCCUCUGCUUCUUGCUAUUCUACCUCUGGUACUCUCUAUUUAAUCGCUCUCGCACCAGCCCUUUUGACUCUGGUUCCCCUUUGAGAUUACAAAAGUUCUCUUACAAGGAGCUUAAUUCAGCUACCAAUAAAUUCAGAGAUUGUAAUUCCAUCGGUAAAGGUGGAUCAGGGACUGUGUUCCGAGGUAUUCUCCGUGAUGGAAAAUCUGUUGCUGUUAAGAAGCUUGAUUCGAAUUCGUUACAGGCUGAUAGAGAGUUUCAGAACGAGUUGCAGGUUCUUGGUGGUCUAAGAUCAUCGCCAUAUGUGGUUACGCUUUUGGGUUUCUGUGUUGACAAGAAACAGAGGUCUCUGGUUUAUGAGUAUAUGCGGAAUCGGAGUUUACAAGAAUCGCUUUUUGCAGAGGGGAUAGGGGUUCCGAUUCUGGAUUGGAACCGAAGGUUUGAGAUCAUCGUCGACAUUGCUCGUGCUCUCGCUUUUUUGCAUUUGGAAUGUGAUCCGCCGGUCAUCCAUGGUGAUAUAAAGCCAAGUAAUGUUCUUCUGGGUUCUGAUUUCAGGGCUAAACUUUCAGAUUUUGGGCUUUCUAGGGUUAAAUCGGAAGCUGAGUUUGGGGUCGAAUUUAGUCAAGAAUUGGGUCGGAGUCAGGAGCUGCUCUGGAAAACUCAAGAAUUUUCCGGAAAUUUAGCUGCGAUUCCUCCAGAAACUCCAACAGAGAACACUCCAAAGGUAGAUUUUGCUCUGGGUUGCCAAGCCUCUUCCUCCAAGAAUGGUAGAAUUGGCUUAAAUGUGAAAUCUUUGAACUCGAAUCCUUCGACUCCUAAGGGGAAGGAGAUCUUCUACAUGGAUAUGGCUGGAGAAGAUUUUGAUAAUGAUCUUUAUGACAGUAGGGAAUUAAAUUUUAAUGCGUAUAUGUCCAUUGAUGACACAGCAGCAAGCAGGAGAAAACAAUGGGGGAAGGAUUGGUGGUGGAGACAUGAGGGGAGUGGCGAAUUGUGUCGUAAAGAUUAUGUAAGAGAAUGGAUUGGAACCCAGAUUUGCCCAUUGACGAACUCUGAUUGGGAUGAAGAGAAGAAAAAUUCACCUGAAACAACACAGAUGGAUCAAUUAGAGAAAGAAGACAAGGAUGGAAAUGAAACCCAACGUCCAAAGAAGAUUGGUAAUUACAAGAAGCAUAGGAAGAUGCAAGAAUGGUGGAAAGAAGAAAACCUUGCAGAAAUUAGCAACAAGGGUGACAAGUUAAGAAAGCUUGAACUCAGUUGCAGAAGGGCAUUCAAAGUCCCACAUUUAGAUCUGGGUCGAAGGUUUCGGCUCCGAAAAGCUACUUGUUUGGGGGAACAGAUUCAGAAUGACUGUGAUCCCAAUGUGGAAUUCAGUUUUAGGAAGAGCUGGAAGAACAAGAACAAGAAGAAGAAGAAGAAGAACAAUUCUCCUGGUAGUGAUAUGUGGAAUGGAGAUCUAUUCAGCCGUGAGCUCAGUAGUACAACAAGUGUAAGAGGAACUGUGUGUUAUGUAGCACCAGAAUAUGGGAAUUGUGGGUAUUUGAUGGAGAAGGCUGAUAUGUACAGUCUAGGAGUUUUGAUCCUAGUGAUUAUAUCUGGAAGAAGACCUUUGCAUGUUCUGUCUUCACCUAUGAAGCUCAAGAAAGCUAAUCUGAUAAGCUGGUGUAGACAAUUGGCACAGACAGGGAAUGUAUUAGAGCUUGUAGAUGAGAGAUUGAAAGGGACAUACAACAAAGGGCAGGCAAGCUUGUGUAUAAACUUGGCCCUCUUGUGCAUACAGAAGAUGCCGGAAUUGAGGCCGGACGCCGGAGAAAUUGUUAAGAUUCUGAAAGGGGAGAUGGAUAUCCCUCCACUUCCUAUGGAUUUAUUGCCUUCUCCUUCUAAUAAGCUCCACAGCAGAUCAAGAAGAAAACAAAAGAUUGAUGCAGAGUAGAGUUUUUUUAAGUUCAAUUUAAUUGUAAAUUUCUUCCUUUCCCAUUUGGGUUCUUGCAGAGUAUAGUAUUAUGUGUAAGUAAAUAUAUAUUUUUUUUAAAAUGUAAGAAGAAUAUAGUGAUGUUCUUAUUGACUCUUUC
Molecule: messenger RNA, 2523 nt
Organism: Macadamia integrifolia
Lineage: Eukaryota; Viridiplantae; Streptophyta; Magnoliopsida; Proteales; Proteaceae
Product: putative receptor-like protein kinase At1g80870
Exons: 1
Coding region: 342-2384 (680 amino acids)
Biological process (GO): protein phosphorylation
Molecular function (GO): ATP binding; protein kinase activity
Source: RefSeq, a predicted model, not a curated record